AUGUUUGACUAUUCAUAUGUACUCGAUAUAUCAAAUCAAUUAGGUCAAAAAAAAGUAAGGAUAGAUUUAUAUAUCCUUAAUUUAUUAAGCAAAAAUUGUUUUAAUAUUGUUAAUACAGAAACAAUAUAUUCUAGAUUCCCCUUCUAUUCAAUUGUUAAAAUUACUUAUCAAGGUUUUUCCUAUAAUCUUAUCAUCUGGAAUCAUGCAACUUUUAAUGACAAAGAUGUUCACACCAUUAAUGAUAUGUUACUCUCCUACGAAAAAGAUACAAUUGUAUUUGUUUGUGAUGCAAAUAUAGAAAAUAUAGUCAAUAAGAAAUUUGAAAACUUUGAAACAAAUUUUGCAGCAAAUAAUACUUCUUUUUGUUGGACAAAAAAUGAAAAUACUAUUAUUGAUUUUCUUAAAGAAAAAUUUUACUAUUAUUAUAUAUGGUCUAAAAAUUUAUUAAAAGACGAUAACAGUAAACAGGAAUCAUUCGUAAGAUUCAUGAAAGAAAAAAAUAGAGAUAUCACUUUCAUUCAUAAUUAUUAUCAAAUGUGGCUUCAACAGUAA
Racocetra fulgida is the source of this 552-nucleotide messenger RNA. The record is from the annotation of a GenBank genome assembly. NCBI's taxonomy places the organism in Eukaryota, Fungi, Glomeromycota, Glomeromycetes, Diversisporales, Gigasporaceae.